Molecule: messenger RNA, 1490 nt
Organism: Paramisgurnus dabryanus
Lineage: Eukaryota; Metazoa; Chordata; Actinopteri; Cypriniformes; Cobitidae
Gene: cdc34b
Product: cell division cycle 34 homolog (S. cerevisiae) b
Source: RefSeq, a predicted model, not a curated record
AGCCUAUUGGAAUUGAGGAAAGACGCAUCCAGGACAUCGACUCAUAAAUCGCCUCUCUCCAACAAUUAUACUAGUUCACGCCGAUUUCGCUCAUCGGUGGAUCAUCCUGCAACAAAAUUCAAGCAUUGACUUUCUUUAUUUACAUUCAGACUCUCGAAUUUAUUAACACUGGACGAAAACCUCACAUCAAAGAGGAUUAGUGUGUAGUCGAAGUAGGUUUUCACGGCUAGCCUUCAGCUACGAAAAACAACAAACCCGGAGAGAGCAGUUUCAAUUUUCCUGACAGACAAAACUGCAGAUAUAAACUCUAAACAGCAUUUUCUUUUAUUUCCACGGGCGUCGAAAAUAACACAUAUGAUGCUUUAUAGCUAAAACAUCUUUUGUUUUAUCGAAAAUAGUCUCUUUUUUUAAGGAUAUUGUCAUUUCCUUCGCUAAGCUAGCAACUCCGAACAAAGAAACAAAUCCAGCUUUCGUCGCCUCGUCAACUUUUUGGGCCUUUUUCAAUCAACGAAACGCACUUUUUAGUGUCAUUUGGGUAGAAAUGGCCCAACAGAGUAGUGCUCAGGUCGCCAGCUCUCAAAAAGCUCUUAUGUUGGAGAUGAAGUCGCUGCAGGAAGAACCAGUGGAGGGUUUCAAGAUCACAUUAGUGGAUGAAGCUGAUCUCUACAAUUGGGAAGUCGCGAUAUUUGGACCCCCAAACACUCAUUACGAGGGGGGUUAUUUCAAGGCUCGUAUUAAGUUCCCCAUCGAUUAUCCGUAUUCACCACCCACGUUUCGAUUCCUAACCAAAAUGUGGCACCCUAACAUCUAUGAGAACGGCGAUGUUUGUAUCUCCAUUCUUCAUCCUCCAGUAGAUGAUCCACAGAGCGGAGAACUUCCCUCAGAGAGGUGGAACCCCACACAGAACGUCAGAACGAUCCUGUUGAGUGUCAUCUCUCUGCUGAAUGAACCAAACACAUUUUCUCCUGCUAACGUCGACGCCUCCGUCAUGUACCGCAAAUGGAGAGACAGUAAAGGAAAAGACAGGGAAUACGCAGAGAUCAUUAGGAAACAGGUUUUAGCCACUAAAGCAGAGGCAGAACGGGACGGUGUUAAAGUUCCCACCACGCUGGCGGAGUAUUGCGUGCCUCCACGUGUCCCCGCGCUGGACGAGGGCUCUGACCUGUUAUACGACGAUUACUAUGACGACGAAGACAUAGAGGAUGAGGAUGGCGAGGACUGUUGCUAUGAUGAAGAUGACUCUGGCAAUGAGGAGUCAUGACGACAUUCCCAUUAUCACAUUCAUCCUUGUCUCAUCAGCAUCAUUUCAGAAGUCGAAACGUUACGGCAUGCGCCCCGCAUUAACAUUCUCUCCGAUGACCCUUUACUUUGAACUUUUAAUUUUUUUUAUUUUUUAUUAAAGCAUUAUGCUGUUUUUUGUCAGUGUCAUAUUGUGCUGGCAUUCAGCUUUACUCCAAAAUCCUCUACUUUUUUUUGCUUUAUUCUCUCUU